UACACCGAGCCUCUGUGGACGGGUUGGAAGCCGCCGAGCCACAUCCGAGGCAUGAGCGAGGAGGAGCGGGCGGAGAUCCGAAAGGCGUGGCACAUCCUGGUGGACGGCGAGGGCGUGCCGCCGCCCAUCAAGAGCUUCAAAGACAUGCGCCUGCCCGAGCCCUGCCUGCGCGUGCUUAAGAAGAAAGGCAUCCUGCGCCCCACGCCCAUCCAGGUGCAGGGCAUGCCGGCAGUGCUGGAAGGGAGGGACAUCAUCGGCAUUGCUUUCACUGGAUCUGGGAAAACUCUCGUCUUUGCGCUGCCGAUGGUGCUCAAUGCUCUACAGGAGGAGGUGCGCAUGCCUCUGGUGGCAGGUGAGGGCCCCACGGGGCUCAUCGUGUGCCCCUCCAGGGAGCUCGCCCGGCAGACGUACGAUGUGGUGAACGAGUUUGCUGAUGCUCUCAGGAACGACCGCAGAGAGCGGUACCCAGAGCUGCGCAGCAUGCUGUGCAUAGGGGGCAUUGACAUGCGGCAGCAGCUGGAGGUGGUCAAACGCGGAGUGCACAUGGUGGUCGCCACGCCCGGUCGGCUAAAAGACUUGCUAAACAAAAAGCGCAUGAACCUGGACAUAUGCAAGUACCUGUGCUUGGAUGAAGCCGACAGGCUCAUUGACUUGGGUUUCGAGGAUGAUAUCAGAGAGGUUUUCGACCACUUUAAAGCCCAGCGCCAGACGCUGCUGUUUUCCGCCACCAUGCCCAAGAAAAUCCAGGCGUUUGCGAAAAGUGCCCUGGUGAAGCCGGUUAUGGUUAAUGUGGGGCGUGCAGGUGCAGCGAAUCUGGACGUGAUUCAGGAGGUGGAGUAUGUGAAGCAGGAGGCCAAGAUCGUGUACCUCCUCGAAUGCCUCCAAAAAACGCCGCCUCCGGUUCUGAUUUUCUGCGAGAACAAAGCCGACGUGGACGACAUUCACGAGUACCUGCUGCUCAAGGGAGUGGAGGCGGUGGCGGUGCACGGAGGGAAGGACCAGGAGGAGCGCGAGGCGGCAAUCGCGGCGUUCAAGGCCGGGAGGAAGGAUGUGCUGGUGGCGACUGAUGUGGCGUCCAAGGGGCUGGACUUCCCGGACAUUCAGCACGUGGUGAACUAUGACAUGCCCGCUGAGAUUGAGAACUAUGUUCACCGCAUCGGCCGCACGGGGCGCUGCGGGAAGACGGGGAUUGCCACCACGUUCAUCAACAAGAACCAGAGCGAGACGAUUCUGCUGGAUCUGAAGCAUCUGCUGCGGGAGGCGAAGCAGCGCAUCCCCCCCGUGCUGGCCUCCCUGGACGACCCCAUGGAGGACGCAGAGGCUCUCGCCGCCGCCUCUGGUGUGCGCGGGUGUGCCUUCUGUGGCGGCCUUGGCCAUCGCAUCAGCGAGUGCCCCAAGCUCGAGCACCAGAAGACUCAGGCCAUCUCUGGGAAUCACAAGGACUACUUGGGGUCGGGAGGGUAUGGAGGGGAGAUAUCAGAAUACCCAUGGGUUAGAGUAGAAUUCCCUGCUAUUUUAGCCAAUCAGAGAAGGUUAACCUUGUGCGCGAUAGAUGAGCGCGAUUGGUCGACUAAUGGCGGUCGGAGCGGCGGAGGGCAGCGGAGGAGGCCGUCCGUUGUGUGGGAAACGGGGGAGGGAACCGGUGCGGAGGGGCGGAAUGCGGUGGGGGAGGGACGGAAUGCUCUAUGGGAGGGGUGGGGUUCACCGGGGGAGGGGCGGAAUGCGCCAGGGGAGGGGCGGAAAUGGACCGCGCGGGAGGGGGAAAGAAGGGGUGGAGCGAAUGCAGUGAGAGGCGCAGUUUGGCGCAGAGGCGCAGUGGAGACGCGGGAGGCGGCGGGGGGAAGAGAGGCGGCAGGGGGUAGGGGGGCGGGAGGGGGGAGAGAGGCGGGAGGGGAAAAGGAGGCAGCAGAGAGAAGAGGAGAUGAAGAGGGGCAGACGGGAACGAGUGAAAGCAGGGUAGCUGCAUGGGCAAGGGGAGAAGAGGGGAGAGGAGGGGGAGGGGCGCAAGGAAUGAGCAGCGACAGCAGAGACGAGAGAGUGAGGCAGCGGAGCAGGGCAGACGGGUGGGUGGGGCCAUCUUGGGAGAAGAGAGGGAAUGGGGAGUCGAGAGCAACGGGGCCAGAGGGGAGAGUUGGGGGAGGAGGGAGAGGGACUCAACGGGCGAGCAGCAGCAGUCACAGCAGCAGGGUAGACGCGUGGGUGCCUCCCUCUUGGGAAAAGAGAGGGAAUGGGAAUUUGAGAACAAGGGGAGCUGAGGGGGGAGGAGGGGUUGGGGCGGAAAGGACGAGCAGCAGUCACAGCAGCAGGGUAGACGCGUGGGUGGCUCCCUCUUGGGAAAAGAGAGGGAAUGGGAAUUUGAGAACAAGGGGAGCUGAGGUGGGAGGAGGGGUUGGGGCGGAAAGGACGAGCAGUAGUCGCAGCAGCAGGGUAGACGCGUGGGUGGCUCCUUCCUGGGAGAAGAGAGGGAAACGAGCAUGGUGGAUGGAAGGCGAGGAUGGGGGGAGUGGAGGAGAGGGGGGGAGUGGAGGGGAUGGGGGGAGUGGAGGGGAUGGGGGGAGUGGAGGGGAUGGGGGGAGUGGAGGGGAUGGGGGGAGUGGAACGGACGGGAGUACUGCAAGGGACGGGGGUAUGAGAGGGACUGAGGUGGAAGUUGAGAGUAGGGCGGGAUGGUUAGAGAGGGAUGGAGAAGGCAUGGAAGGGGAAGGAGUAGGAGUAGAGAGAGUGAGAGGAGAAGGGGUUUUUCCAUGGCAGGACGCUGUAUCAUCAGCCACAGCAGCAGCUGCAGCUGCAGCAGGUGCUGGUGGGUCUUCCAGUGGUGCUGUGGUUGCUGAUACAGCCGUGGUAAGUGCCAGUGGAUUACUGAACGAGCAGUCGCACUCACCAUCCACAGCAGCAGUCGGGGGUUCUACCGAUGGUGCGCCCACAGCAGCAUUUCACGAGCAAUCACAGUUCCCUGACCGACCAGCGGCAGUAGCAGCAGGAGCGGCAGCAGCAGCAGGAGCAGCAGGAGCAGCAGCAGGAGCAGGAGCAGCAGCAGCAGCAGGAGCAGCAGCCGCAAAACAAGUGGUGGUGGCUGCGAGUGUUGGUGAUCAACCCACACGAGCACGAGUGGCAUAUCCACCAUUCGACACAGAAGAGCCAGACGCAGCAGAAUCACACGCAGGAGAGCAAGCCGAAUCACGAGCAGCAAUGGUAGCAUCGGCACUGAACACAGCAGAGUCACAUGCAGCAGAUCGUGCUGAGAGCCCGACUCCUUCCCCUGGCAGGGCUUCAAAGGGCGGCGGGCUGGGAGGGCAGUCACGCACACAGGAGCAGCAGUGGCCAUGGGAUGAGGAGGAGGGGGAUAUCCCAUGCGCAGGGAUUACCAGUGUUGCUGAUGACGAUGGUGAUGGUGGUGUUGGUGGUGUUGGUGGUGGUGGUGAUGGUGUUUCCAGUGUGACCCGGAGCAGAGCAGCAGCGGCGGCCACUGACAGUAGCAGCACCAGGAAGAGCGGCAGGAAGAACACUUCUUUCACCAGGGAUGGCAGCAGCAGCAGUAAGAAUGCCCCUCUGGAGUCUGCUAGAAUACCCAGGCUGGAAUUUUCAGGAAACGGUAUACCCUCCUUGCCGUCUCAAAGCAGCAGCAGGAGCGGUAGAAGCAGCAACAGCGGAAGCAGCCUGGAAGUUUCCCGGGACAGCCCCGUGGCGCUCGCGCUGCAGGAGAGGCGCAAGGUGGUGCGGGCGGCGCUGAUGUCAGCGUUUGAGGAGGUGAAGCUGGGGAAGGUGUAUUCCAGGGAGCUUAUGAGGCACCUCCCUGCCUAUAUCGACCAGCUCGUGCUCCAGGUGAGGCUUCAGGUGCCUUUUCAGGCUGUAGCCCUCAAGUCCGAUCCGCACUACACCUUCCACUCCUUCCCCCACCGCGCGGCCAUCGCAGUGCACCGCUCUGCACCGAACCUGCUCGCGCGGUGGCUGAAGCAGACGGCCAAGCAGAGCUUCGCCCGCACUGCCGCCCUCAUCACUCUCGCUGCCGCCAUGCAUGCUGAUUCCACUGAUGCUGCUGCUGAUGCUGUUUCUGCUGUGGGGGGAAAUGCCCUUGCCAGACGAGAUGGGCCGCGUGAGGGGGAGGAGCAGGAGCGGCGGAGUGGUGUGGUGUGGGUGCGGGAUUACAUCGAGUGGUUGCACCGAGCAGGGGUGAAGCAUGAUGUGGUGGGCCGCAUCGUUGUCCGCAACCCUGCCAUCCUUGCCACACCGAUCCACGACCUUCAGGUGGGUAGCCCGCACGAGCGGGCAUGGGAGCGGUUGCACCGAUUAGGCGUGAAGCAUGAUGUGUGGUUGCACCGGGCAGGCAUGAAGCAUGAUGUGGUGGGCCGCAUUGUCGUGCGCAACCCUGCCAUCCUCGCCACGCCCAUUCAUGACCUUCAGUGGGUGAGGGAUGACAUCAAAUGGUUGCACCGAGCAGGCGUGAAGCAUGAUGUGGUGGGCCGCAUUGCCGUGCGCAACCCUCCUUGCUGCACCCAUCCACCAGCUUCAGGCGUGCGGAGGGAGUGGGUAGGAGUGGUGCUCAGCAAGGCGCCAGGCGUGCUGGUGGAAUCUCUUACGGUUUUCUCCUCGCUUACCCAUUUCCCCCCUUCCCUCUCCCGUGUACCUUCCGCCAUGCCUUUCAUCGGGUAUCUCCCUCCUCUCUUCCCCUUGCUCCAGGUCCGAGUAGACUACCUGGUCGACCAAGUGGGCGUGCGGAGGGAGUGGGUAGGAGUGGUGCUCAGCAAGGCGCCAGGCGUGCUGGUGGAUCCAUUUGAGAAGCUUCUAGGAAAGGGGCGGCUGCUGCAUGCUAUGCUUGAGCCGCUGGCAGCGCAGCAGCGGGAGCAGUGGGAGGAGCGGGAGAGGGAGAGGAGGGUGAGAGAGGCGGAAUGGGAGGAGGAGGCAAGGCUGAGGGAGUGGAGGGAGGAGAGGGAGGAAAGCGAGGAGAGGGAGGGAAGGGAAGGAGAGGCAAUGGCAACAACCACAAUCCCAGCAGCAGGAGCAGCUGCAGCAGCAGACAGAAGAGCAGCAGCAGACAGAAGAGCAGCAGCAGAUGCAAGUUCAGCAUCACAGAAAAGAGCAGCAGGUGGAGAAUCAGAGUCGCUGGUUCUAUCUCUCCCCCCCCUCGCCUCUCGAGACAUCCCUGCAGCUCUCCGCCUGCCAGACUCCUUCCAGCACCACCCGUUGCCGAAAAGCGUGUGGGAGCUUGCCGGCACAGUGGUGUACAACCACCCUCACGUGAUGAGCGACGAGGAUUUACCGAUGGAGGCACUUGAGGCAAAGCUCGCAUUCUUCGAAUCGCUCCACAUCAGGGGAGUGGGCCUCGCUAAAGUCAUCGUGCGCCGCCCGCAGUUGCUGAGCAGCUCGCUGGACGCCACGUGGCAGCUGCUGAUUCGCUACCUCUCGCUGCUGGGGCUCACCAACACGCAGAUCGGGGAAAUGGUGGUGCGCCACCCAAAGGUGCUGCAGCUCACCGUGCAGGCGGAUGUCUCUCCUAAGGUAUGGGUGAGGUAUAGGAGAGAUGGUGAGAUGGUGGUGCGCCACCCAAAGGUGCUGCAGCUUACAGUGCAGGCAGACGUGUCUCCCAAGAUCGGGGAGAUGGUGGUGCGCCACCCGAAGGUGCUGCAGCUUACAGUGCAAGCGGACGUGUCUCCCAAGAUCCGGGAGAUGGUGGUGCGCCACCCAAAAUUGCUGCAGCUUACAGUGCAGGCGGAUGUGUCUUCUAAGGUUCGCUUCCUCCGGCUGAUCGGGAUUCCCGAGGCAGAUGUAGCGGGAGUUCUGCACCGCUUUCCACCCAUCCUCACCUACAGCCUCGACAAGAAGAUAAGACCACUGGUUCGGUUCCUCGUCACCGAAGCAGGAGUCCCGGACCACGAGGUUUGGAAGGUCGUGGUGGCUCGGCCGGACUUGGUGGCGUGCCAUCUGGACGACAGGCUUCGUCCGCUAGUGCGCUUUCUGCUAUCCAUGGGCGUAGUGAGGGAAGAUGUGGGGAGCAUGGUGGUGCAGUUCCCCCCUCUGCUCAAGUACAAUCCGGCUAUUCUCAAGCCCAAGUGGCGGUAUUUUCAGAGGACCAUGCGGUUGACUGUCGACCAUCUAGUGGCUUUCCCACGAUUCUUCAGCUAUGCCCUGGACACGCGCAUUGCUCCAAGGCACCGCCUGCUGCAGCAGCAAGGGCUGUCCUUCAGCCUGAGACACACGCUGUGCUGCUCCGAUGAGCUGUUCUUAGAGCGGCUAUUCUUGGAAAGAGUGAAGUGGGCGCUGGAGGGGAGAGGAGAGGAGAGUGGGGAGGAGACUGAGAUGGGUGAAGAGGACGAAGAAAAAAGGGAUGAAUCAGAGGAAGGAGAGGGGGGGGAGAGAGGUGGAGAAAGAGAGCAGGCUCAGGUGAAGUGGGCGCUGGAUGGGAGGGGGGAGGGCAGUGGAGAGGACGGGAGAGGAGAGGACAGUGAGGUGGGUAGGGAGGAGGAAGUGGGGGAGGAAGCAGAGGAUGGUGAGGAGGACGAGGGAGGGGGAGAGGAAGCAGAGGUGGCGCAGAAGAGAGAAGGGUUGGUGUGGUUACCGUAA
Closterium sp. Naga37s-1 is the source of this 6558-nucleotide messenger RNA. The record is from the annotation of a GenBank genome assembly. Lineage: Eukaryota; Viridiplantae; Streptophyta; Zygnematophyceae; Desmidiales; Closteriaceae.